Messenger RNA from Haemonchus placei, 852 nucleotides. The record is from the annotation of a GenBank genome assembly. NCBI's taxonomy places the organism in Eukaryota, Metazoa, Nematoda, Chromadorea, Rhabditida, Trichostrongylidae.
AUGAUCUGCCCCACUUCAGACCUUUGUGUCGGCGGUUGCAAUUUACAAGCCAGCGAAGAAGGACCUAUCAACAUAGGAGGUCUUCAGCAAUUCGCUUGUGAGGUCUUCAAAAAGAUGAACAUUGGGCAGAUCGUUUCCAAAGAAGUUCGAGAGAAAAGAAACAAGUCCCAUUCAUCACCUAUUGCUCUUAUAGGAUGCGGUCCGGCUUCAAUAUCAUGCGCGUCGUUUUUGGCUAGACUUGGAUACACAGAUGUCACAAUUUAUGAAAAGCAGAAGUACAUCGGAGGAUUGAGUACAGCAGAGAUACCUCAAUUCCGUUUACCUUAUUCGGUAGUCGAUUUUGAAAUACAGUUGGCACGAGAUAUCGGAGUGAAAAUCGAAACUGGUCGUGCUCUUCACAAGUCUGAUAUUACUAUCGAAAAGUUGAAGGCUUCGGGAGUGAAAGCGGUGUUCAUUGGUAUUGGGAUGUGCGGAUGCUCGAAAAAACCUCUUCCUCUCCUGAAAGGGCGUGUUAUUGUACUCGGAGCGGGAGAUACGGCUUUCGACUGUGCUACAUCGGCUCUUCGAUGUGGUGCUUCUAGAGUAACAGUGGUAUUUCGCAAAGGAUUUACUGGUAUUCGUGCCGUACCUGAAGAGAUGGAAGCGGCUCGAGAGGAACGGUGUGAGUUCAUGCCUUACUGCUCUCCAAAGGCCGUGAACAUGAAGAACGGUCGCAUUGAGUCUAUACAAUUCGUUAAGACUGAGCAGCAUCUAGACGGAACAUGGUAUGAAGAUGAGGAACAGCAACUGACUCUCAAGGCUGAUUACAUUAUCUCUGCAUUCGGCUCGACACUUCAUGAUCCGGAUGGCUAG